CCCAGUUAAUAUAUUUAAUCUCAGCCGUCGGAUCUUUCAUCUGCCCUCGAUUCACAGAUCUUCGUCUCCUCUCUCUCUCGUUCUCGUAAAUCUCUCCCCCUCUCUCUCACCGCGCCGGCGAGCCUUUCCAUCGGAGAUUCUAAAAGAUGCGUAUGAUGAUGGCGAAUAGUAUCAGCAGCCAAGCUUUACAUAUUCCCAGAGAUCUUUGAAUUAGCGAAUACCUAUCAAUCGUAGUAAUAUUCUCCGUUUUUUACUUGUCAUCUGUAAAAAUGGGCUGUUUACAUUCCACGGCUGCUGCUAGAGAUUUCUCUGGACAUGAGAACCCUGUCAAGCUUGCUUCAGAGACUGCUUUUAGUGUGAGUGAAGUUGAAGCAUUGUAUGAGUUAUUCAAGAGCAUAAGCAGCUCGGUUGUUGACGAUGGCUUGAUUAACAAGGAAGAGUUUCAACUUGCUUUGUUCAAGAACAGAAAGAAGGAAAAUUUGUUUGCCAAUAGGAUAUUUGAUUUGUUUGAUGUUAAACGAAAAGGUGUUAUUGAUUUUGGAGACUUUGUGAGAUCACUCAAUGUAUUUCACCCUAAUGCUUCUCUAGAGGAGAAAACAGAUUUCACGUUUAGGCUUUACGACAUGGACUGCACGGGCUACAUUGAGCGCCAAGAGGUGAAGCAAAUGUUGAUUGCCCUUCUCUGCGAAUCUGAAAUGAAACUAGCUGAUGAUACCAUAGAAGUGAUACUCGAUCAGACAUUUGAGGACGCAGAUGUGGAUAGGGAUGGAAAAAUUGGUAAGACAGAAUGGAGCGACUUCGUAAUCAAGAACCCAUCUUUGCUUAAAAUAAUGACACUUCCAUAUCUGAGGGACAUAACGACCACGUUUCCAAGUUUUGUCUUUAACUCGGAGGUGGAUGAGAUUGCGACGUGACAAAACAAGUUGGGUCUAUAGAGACCAAAGUUUUAGGCUGGACCAAGAACAAGACCGAUUCUAAUAGUGCUACAUAUUCUCUUGAACCUUUUCGUUUCUGGUAUUCAAUUUCAGUGUCACUUACCGACAUUGAUUAAAGAUUUAAAAGUAUAUUUGAUCUUUGUAGGAAAUCUUAUGACAGUCCAAGCUAAGACAAACAUUCUGGUUGAGAGAUAAUAUUGAAAUCUUCAUGAAUAUGUUGCAACUCACAAGUUAUAUAAUAACUACGACGG
Messenger RNA from Eruca vesicaria subsp. sativa (arugula), 1186 nucleotides. The record is from the annotation of a GenBank genome assembly. Lineage: Eukaryota; Viridiplantae; Streptophyta; Magnoliopsida; Brassicales; Brassicaceae.